AGAUGUGAAAGACAUCUCGUAUGUCAUCAAUUACGACAUGCCAAAUCAGAUCGAAGACUACAUCCAUCGUAUCGGACGAACAGGCCGUGCUGGUCGCAAAGGCACAGCCUACAGCUACUUCACACCUGAGCAAAGCAAACUCGCUCGUGAUCUUGCCAAGAUUCUGGCAGAUGCAAAGCAGAACGUCCCGCCUGAGCUCGCUCAGAUGUCAAUGUACGGCGGCGGCGGUGGUGGCGGUCGUGGCCGUGGCGGCGGUCGAGGUGGCGGCGGUGGCGGUUAUGGCUACGCUGGUCCGACUGGCUCGAAUGGAUACGGAGGUGGCCCGUCCGGCGGAGGUUACGGUGGUCGCUACUGAGCAGCGCUCGCUCCGCACUACCCAUAGAGAUGUCUUAUCACACCAUGUUGUCU
Messenger RNA from Mixia osmundae IAM 14324, 408 nucleotides. RefSeq lists its product as uncharacterized. Gene Ontology annotation, molecular function: RNA helicase activity; RNA binding. The record is from RefSeq and is a predicted model, not a curated record. NCBI's taxonomy places the organism in Eukaryota, Fungi, Basidiomycota, Mixiomycetes, Mixiales, Mixiaceae. Gene Ontology annotation, biological process: rRNA processing. Bases 38 to 355 code for a protein of 105 amino acids. The transcript has 5 exons. Gene Ontology annotation, cellular component: cytoplasm; ribonucleoprotein complex; nucleus.